Molecule: messenger RNA, 2544 nt
Organism: Hyaloscypha bicolor E
Lineage: Eukaryota; Fungi; Ascomycota; Leotiomycetes; Helotiales; Hyaloscyphaceae
Product: MAD-domain-containing protein
Exons: 2
Coding region: 57-2336 (759 amino acids)
Biological process (GO): mitotic spindle assembly checkpoint signaling; attachment of mitotic spindle microtubules to kinetochore
Cellular component (GO): kinetochore; mitotic spindle; nuclear envelope
Source: RefSeq, a predicted model, not a curated record
CAACACCAACGACCCAACCACCAUUCGAGCGCGCAAAGCGUUCAACAUCUUCCAGAAUGAGGGCGCAUACGCCUCAGCAGGCGACCGAGGCAUCGAGACGGAGAAGCUCAAUCGGGGCCGGUCACCGAGUGAGCAUGGGCAGUAGCAUUCCCAGAGUGCAGUCAAGGAUUGCUCUUGCCCGCGCAGCGAACUCACAACCUUCAUUCGACUUCCUUACAGGCGCAGAAUCAGGCCGACCACCAUCCAGGGACAACUUCCGCAACUCAACAAGAAUUCCUUCAGGCGGCCCCCCAAGAGAAGAGUCGACUUUCGAAUCCGACCAAGACCGGGAGAAGAGACGCCGAGAGAUGGACGAACUGAAGGCUGAGGUCAAGACAUUAAAAUACACCAUCGAUAAUCACAAGCAGGAGGAAGAGCUUGCAGAGCUCCGACACGAGAGUGAACUUAGAGAUGCCCGACGGAAAGCUGAAGAUGAUUUCAACAAGAAGCAGGCGGCCGAAGCGGAGAAGUCUAAAGCUGUGCGACAAUACGAAGCUUUACAGAAGGAAGUCACGGAAUUGAAGGGCGCAGCAGCAAACGAGAAAGCAGCUCUCGAGCGGCGUUUACGGGAGACUGAAGAGAGCAAGCGUCUACUAGAAGAAGAGAUUGAAGAUAUCAAAUCCGAGCGAGAGGAGAGUAUCCGUGGAAUCGAACGCAAGUCCUCAGAACUCGAGACCAGAAAUGCGACAUUACAACGGACAGUGGAGGAACUGCAGCAGGAUUCCGACAGAAGAGAAGCCCUCCUACAAGAUACUCAGCAAAAGCUAGCAGACAAAGAUACCGCAUAUGGUGCAUUAGAAGCCGAGGUACUUCGGCUGAAAGCACAGGGUGGAGAUGCGGAUACUCUUGGAGUCAUCAAGCGAGAGCUUAGUGAACAGGUUUCACACAUCAAGAAGCUCGAGGUCACCAAUCGGGAGCAAGCGGCAGAGAUUAAACACUUAAAGCAAAUCCACAAGAGUGUGGAGGUUGUUGAGGAAGAGAAGAGAUCUCUGCAAAGAAAGCUAGAUGCGAUGGACGGACUUGAGAAUGAACUCGGAGAAGCAAGAAUUCAGCGUCAGAGGCUGGAGGACGAACGCCUAGCUUGGACGGCGUAUCUUCAGAGUGAAGCCGGAUCUGAUGGUCAACUCGAGUUCGAUUCUCCAGAAGCUUUGGCCAGAGCACUCGUUGCAGAGCGCCUCCAGACAGCAACUUUAGUAGAGCGAAUCGGUGGUCUGGAGCCAGAGCUGUCUUCAAAGGAUAGCCUCAUUCAAUCUUUGGAAGCAGAGAAAUCCAAAUUGGCUGCGGAAAUUGAGAAGCUCAAGGCGAGUGGGGGUUCUGGUAGUAGCAAAGCUCAGCUUCGUCUAGAGAGACAACGGGCACUGGCAGUCAAGGAGGCCGAGUACCUACGAGCUCAACUUAAAGCAUUUGACUCUGAGGAUACCAUAUUUUCGGAGAACGUGGAUAAGUCGAAUGUCCAACGUAUCCAAGAGCUUGAGGAUAUGGUCGACCAAUACAGACAAGAAGUCCAGACUCUCCAUGGUGAACUUGCAACUCGAGAAACGCAACCAGCGCCAGCUGCAGAACCAACUGGUACUAAACGUCCUCGAGAUGACUCGGACGACAACGAGCGUAUUGGCCAAUAUGCAAGAAAGAACCGCAAGUUACAGGACGAGCUGACCACCCUCCAAACUUCCAACAAACUCCUGCAAAAAGAGCUGUCUGUGACCAAGGAGCGCCUGACAUCCGCCAGUCAAGCCUCCAAAACCCGAAUCCUCUCACUCCGAUCCAAUCCUACAUCCGAUUGCGCAGCCAUCAAACAAUCCACCCUCGAGGCCCUGCGCAAAGAAAACGCGGACCUUCUCUUGCGACUCGAAGCAAGCGGGCCUCUUACAACCGUCCCGGCCUCCUCUCUCGCCGCAUCCCAACAUGCCAUCACUGCCGCGCAGGAAGCUCUCGCCUCAGAGAAAAAGCGCAAUGACCGGCUCAUGAAAGUUUGGGGCGCCAAGUCCUCCGAGUUCCGCCAACUAGUCAUCUCCCUCCUCGGGUGGGAUGUAGUCUUUAUGAAAGAUGGAAAGAUGCGCGUUACAUCGUUCUUCUACCCCAGCAAAGGCGACGAUGAGAACAGCAUCGUCUUUGACGGCGAGAAAGGCACGAUGAAGAUCAGUGGCGGCCCAGAGAGCGCUUUUGCUGUCAAGAUUGCGGAUCAGAUUAAGUUCUGGGUCAAGGAGAAGGGCAGUAUUCCUUGUUUUCUUGCGGCACUCACAUUGGAGUUUUUUGACGAGGCCAAUAAGGAUGGGACUUUGAGAGUUGAUGUUUGAGUGUACUCACCUGGGCUGGAACAUUCAAGUUCAUUGUAGAUAUUUGCUGCGCUGAUGAAUGUACGUGAUGGGCUUGUACAAUGGAGUUAUAGGUCCAGGGGCCGGCUUCUUACGAGGGAUAUCACUUGCAGAGACAUUGCAAAAGGUGGUGGCAUCAUUGUUGAAGAUUUAAGAACAUGCAAUACGAUAAUUCAUCCUACAAUCCCAG